AAGUCAUGAGAAAGUCCAUGUGUCAAUUGAAAACAGCCUCAAGCCAAAAACCUGACAUCCAUCCAUUAUGUUUCAUUGAUUGAUCUUGGAAUUCCAACGACCAACCAUGUCUCCCUCCGAAGAAAACGGCAACAGCACUCGUAAUCGUCGCUCCUGGGAAGAAUUAGAAGUGCGACUCCAGCUUCGAGCUUUGGAAAAGCAAUGCAAUGAGUGGAUCUCACAAGACCAUCCCCAGAUUGGGCAGAAAACCCGGGCUAACCUCCAAUACAUUGACCGACAAGUCCAAGCCCUUCAACGCCAUCCACAGGCUCCGAGUCGGGAAGAUGGGUUGGGUUACCAGAGGAAAAUCGAGUUUCUGCGACAAACGUUAGAUGGCAUUGAAGAGCGCCUUCCAGAGCAAAGUCCACAUCACGCGCCGGUCAGCUUAGGCGUUGAUGUGCCCUCACUCGGAUUAACGCGUGAUACGCCGCUGCAAUUUCCUCAGGCGCAGGCAGCGCCCAUGCUAAAGCGUACUAGCCCGAAUGAAACACCCACACGCUUACCCGUCAUUCGACCCUAUGGUUAUGCGCCUUUACCCUGGUCGGCACGCCAGGCAGAUCCUUUGGCGAGGGAAAUUUUUCAGAAGGCCAGCCAAAGGCAACCCAUGGAAGAAAGACGGGAACUCUUGGGUCAAUCGGAUGCGGAAUUGCGCCAAAGGAAACCGGCACCGGUAGAUGGGGCGUUGGAAGACCUCAUGAAAGUUCACCAAGAUGCUCAAGAGCAAGUUGCCGAGGAGAUGCUGAAACUGACCCGAUCGCUCAAGGAGCAAUCCAUGGCAGCCGGCGAGAUCAUCCGAAAUGAUACGGCCAGCCUUGAACGAACCAAUGAGUUAGCCGAAGCGAAUCGAACCCGUCUAGGCUUAGAAUCCGAGCGUCUCAAUAAGCACACGCAACAGCUCUGUCGUUGGUGGAUAUGGCUCAUCAUUUUUUUGGUCACAGUCACUUUUGUGGCCAUGGUGAUGAUUAUGAAAAUCUUUCGGAAGCGCUGGUGAUGCCCGAUUUUACACCUGUGAUAUCGUUCAAUCAAUGGACCAUACAUACACAAAUCAAUAAACGUAAUUUGAUUUGA
Molecule: messenger RNA, 1107 nt
Organism: Tigriopus californicus
Lineage: Eukaryota; Metazoa; Arthropoda; Copepoda; Harpacticoida; Harpacticidae
Gene: Use1
Product: vesicle transport protein USE1-like
Exons: 4
Coding region: 107-1030 (307 amino acids)
Biological process (GO): retrograde vesicle-mediated transport, Golgi to endoplasmic reticulum
Cellular component (GO): SNARE complex; endoplasmic reticulum
Molecular function (GO): SNAP receptor activity
Source: RefSeq, a predicted model, not a curated record